Ceratosolen solmsi marchali is the source of this 508-nucleotide messenger RNA. RefSeq names its product active regulator of SIRT1. Gene Ontology annotation, molecular function: enzyme binding. The record is from RefSeq and is a predicted model, not a curated record. NCBI's taxonomy places the organism in Eukaryota, Metazoa, Arthropoda, Insecta, Hymenoptera, Agaonidae. The transcript has 4 exons. Bases 85 to 498 code for a protein of 137 amino acids. Gene Ontology annotation, cellular component: nucleolus.
UUAUCAGCAGCGUAGGUGAAAUAUGUUAUUGAACACAUUUCUUUUAAUAAACUAUACUUGUAAAAUAAAUAAAAUAUAAUCGAAAUGUCAAACUCUUUGGUUAAAAAGAGCUUAGAACUUCUCACAUUUGAAAAUGAUGUAGUUAAUGAUAAGUCCAAAAAAAGGAAAUCGACAUCUGCAGGAAUCUUAGAUUUAAUUCCUACUAAGCAUCGACUAAUUUCUAAAGACAAUAAAAAAGUCAUCUUAAAACGAUCGAGUACGCUAACGGUCGCGGAUGCAAAAAAAAAAUUGGAAACUAAAAGUAACCGUAUGGAAGAAAAUAUAAGAAAACUACUACGUCUCAGUAAUUGUAAAUAUGAUGAAGAAGUAAUGAAAAAGGUUAUAGAUAGAGGAGUGAAGAAACGUUAUCUUACAGAAGAGGAUAAGCCAGUUGAGGAAGAAAAGACAGUAUUCACCGAAGAAGAUUUCCAAAAAUUCGAAGCAGAAUACUUUGGCUAAUAAGUAUCAU